Messenger RNA from Rotaria sp. Silwood2, 819 nucleotides. The record is from the annotation of a GenBank genome assembly. NCBI's taxonomy places the organism in Eukaryota, Metazoa, Rotifera, Eurotatoria, Philodinida, Philodinidae.
AUGAUGACACAGGAGAAAGAGUACCUGGAAAUGUCCGAUGAAUUCGAUGAAAAUAAGAUGAAUAUUAAGUUGUAUGAUUAUCCAGAUAUAAAUUUUUCAUCAUCGUCAAUGUCGACGACAAUGCUUAUUAAAUAUGAUUGUGAUGAUAUCGUCGAUCCCGAACUCAUAUGUCCAAUUUGUCAUUUACCAUUUACUGACCCACACGUUGCUAAAUGUGGGCAUACAUUUUGUAUUGGAUGCAUCACAUUUUGGGACGAAGAUUAUUGCCCAUCACCCUCUUGUGAAGAUAACUGGACAAAAGUUGAUAUAAAACCAAUCACCGCUAAAUUUGUCCACAAUAUGCUCAAUCGAAUUCAAGUUAAUUGUAAAGCUUGUGGUCAAAAAUGGCUACGACGAGAUCAAUUUGAACUUCACAGAGAGCAAGAUUGUCCAAAAGAAUUGAUUUAUUGUAAAGCAUUGGCUUACGAAUGUCCUUGGAUGGGAUUUCGGGAAGAAAGACUUAAAAGUAGCGGAAUUAAUGAUCAAACAGUCAAACUAUUAAUGAAUGUACUUAAAAAUGAUAAUAAUACUCUUGAAACACUAAAUCUUUCCAUGAACAAGGAUUUGACUGAUGCUUGUCUCAAUUAUGUUGUUGAAAUGCUCGAAUAUAAUCAAUCGAUUCGACGUAUUAGUUUUCUCUAUUGCAAUAUAUCCAUGGAGGCUCAAAAUGACUUUGAAACGAAAAUAUCAAAAAGAAAAGAUGUUUCAAUUUAUUUUGUUCCUAAAUGGCAACGUCAUGAUGCAAAAUUGUCCAUCGGCGAACAAUUUGUAUUUCUAUAA